Molecule: messenger RNA, 1446 nt
Organism: Verticillium nonalfalfae
Lineage: Eukaryota; Fungi; Ascomycota; Sordariomycetes; Glomerellales; Plectosphaerellaceae
Exons: 1
Coding region: 1-1446 (481 amino acids)
Source: RefSeq, a predicted model, not a curated record
AUGGCGAGGAUACGAAAUCGAACACUCUUCCUUGCGUGCCUACUCGCUUCCGCAAAGGCAGCAUCCAUUCCAUCCAUCUUCCAACGCGACGACCAAGCAGUGUGCGGCGGCAAGAACCUCUUCCAGUGCUCGAGCGGCGUCGACGAUGGACUUUGCUGCAAGACGGGCGACACUUGCAUCUACCUCGCCGGUGGAUCAACAGUGCUGUGCUGUCCGGCAGCCACCUGCAACCGGAUCAUGCCCAUCCAAUGCAACGUUGCCGCCCAAAAUCCAUCCAAUUUUCCCAACGCGCCUCUCAAGACGACAGCACUGCGGGCAGAGCUACCCAAGUGCGGGGACAACUGCUGCCCCUUUGGCUUCACCUGCAACAGCGACGGCCAGUGCGACAUGGACGAGAAUCAGUCCGAGAGGCCAUCUGAGCGACCGGCUUCUGAAAUAUCAUCCACCACAGUAGCGCCGACAUCGACGCUGCCCUCACCGAGCAUCAUCACCUCGACGCCCGAGCCUACGGCUACAUCAUCUACGGCAUCAGCAUCGUCAUCAACGACAACGCCCAGCGCCGGUGCUGAAGAACAGCAGCAAGACAACAACAGUUCGUCAGGGGACGACAAAAAGUCCUUCCCAACAGCAGGCGUUGUAGUCGGCGUGCUCGGCGGCGUGCUCGUACUUAUCGGCGUAGCCGUCGGCGUCUUCAUGUGCCUCUCCCGCCGGCGCCGCAACCACAGCCGCACAAGCCCCUCGUCGUCGUCGCGCCCCUUUUCCUCGGAGAAGAAACACCCCGCCCUCCGCCGCGCCGCCUCCUCAACCUCGUCCUUUGGCAACUUCAUCUCCGAGCCGAUCCCCAACGACGCCUCGGCGCUGCGCACCGACUUUAUCCUCAAGACGCCCUCGACAGCAGGAGCAAACAACACGACAACAGCAAAACGCGCCUCGCAGCGCCUCUCGGCCCUCUUCCGCCGUGACGCGUCGAGCGGCAGCGGCGGCGCCACCGCCAUGGUUGCGAACCCGCGCUCGCCCCCGCGCAUUCCGGCCCGCACCCUCUCCAACGCCACCAUGACAACGUCCGACCCGCGCGCCGCGCUGCACAUCCCGCCCAUUCGCACGAUGCGCAACCAGCAGCGCCCGGUCAUCCAGACAGGCAGCGCGUGGGCGCGAGGCCCCGCGGCCCGCGCGGCGGCCGUGCUGGCUACGACGCCCACGGAGCCUACGGUGCCCGUGACGCCGCGGCUGCAGCGAGAGCCGAGUGGCGAGUGCAUCAACAUAUUUGCCGACCCGGGCACUGUCGGCAGCGGCAACGGAGACAGGUUGAUGCCCGGGGGAUUGCUGCCGCCGAGGGCCAAGCGGAACACGUCUGCCACGACGUUUACGGAGCUCAUGGAGGAGGCGCAGUUGGGGGAUGUGCGGAGGGGGGAUCCGUUUGUGCCGAGGACGCCUGGGCGGAUGUGA